This is a messenger RNA of Seriola dumerili (greater amberjack), 1952 nucleotides long. It is a transcript of the gene kmo, whose product is annotated as kynurenine 3-monooxygenase. The record is from RefSeq and is a predicted model, not a curated record. Bases 30 to 1445 code for a protein of 471 amino acids. Gene Ontology annotation, molecular function: kynurenine 3-monooxygenase activity; FAD binding; NAD(P)H oxidase H2O2-forming activity. Gene Ontology annotation, cellular component: mitochondrial outer membrane. NCBI's taxonomy places the organism in Eukaryota, Metazoa, Chordata, Actinopteri, Carangiformes, Carangidae. Gene Ontology annotation, biological process: L-tryptophan catabolic process; quinolinate biosynthetic process; NAD+ metabolic process. The transcript is spliced from 15 exons.
GGCUCAGACACUAGAGAGACUUCAGGACAAUGGAGGAAUUAGCAGGCAGACCAAUCAAGAAAAAAGUUGUGGCAGUGGUGGGCGGUGGUUUGGUCGGAGCACUGAAUGCCUGCUUCUUUGCCAAAAGAGGCUUUGAUGUUGAAGUCUUUGAAAGUAGGGAAGAUAUCCGGAAAGCCAAAAUUGUGAAGGGGAGAAGCAUCAACCUGGCUUUGUCUCACAGAGGCCGGCAAGCACUGAAACAUGUCGGGAUGGAGGAUAAGAUUGUCUCCCAAGGAAUUCCCAUGCAUGCAAGAAUGAUCCAUUCACCAAGUGGGAAACAGUCUCCAAUCCCUUAUGGCAAGAAAGGCCAGUACAUCCUGUCAGUGGACCGAGCCAAUCUGAACAAAGAGCUGCUAACAGAGGCAGAGACAUAUCCAAACACAAAGCUGAACUUCGACCACAAACUGCAGGACUGGAGUGCCGAAACAGGGCUAAUGACCUUUGUCAGGGCAGACGGAUCCAAUGACCAGAUCAAGGCCGACCUAAUUGUAGGCUGUGAUGGAGCUUUCUCUGCCAUCCGCAAGCAAUUCCUCCGUCGCAGCCGCUUCAGCUACAGCCAGACCUACAUCCCCCAUGGCUACAUGGAGCUCACCAUGCCGCCCAUCAAUGGAGAGUUUGCCAUGAAGCCGAAUUAUCUGCACAUCUGGCCGCGAAACACAUUUAUGAUGAUCGCCCUGCCCAACUUGGACAAGACAUUCACCUGUACCCUCUUCAUGCCCUUUGAUGAGUUUGAGAAGAUCACCACAGGAGAUGAAGUCAUUGAGUUUUUCGAGAAAUACUUCCCUGACACAAUACCACUAAUAGGAGUUGAUGCACUCAAGAGGGAUUAUUUCCGAUUGCCUGCGCAGGCCAUGGUGUCUGUCAAGUGCUCCCCGUAUCACAUUAACGACAAAUGUGUCCUGAUGGGCGACGCAGCCCACGCAGUGGUGCCUUUCUAUGGGCAGGGGAUGAAUGCUGGCUUUGAGGACUGCAUUGUCUUCGACGAAAUAUUGGAACAGUUAAAUGAGGAUUUCAGUGCUGUACUGCCCGAGUAUACCAGAGUGAGAGUUCCUGACGACCAUGCAAUUGCAGACCUGGCCAUGUACAACUACAUUGAAAUGCGAGCACAUGUCAACUCCAAAUGGUUCCUUUUCAGAAAACAUGUCGAUAACAUCCUUCACUGCAUCAUGCCAAAGACAAUAAUUCCACUUUACACAAUGGUCACUUUCACUAGGACAAGAUACCAUGAAGCCGUGAUGCGCUGGCAUUGGCAAGACAAAGUGAUAAACCGUGGCCUGCUGUUCAGUGCUGCAGGAGCUGUUUUGGGAGGCUCAUACCUGCUCAUUAAAAAUCCUCCAGAUAUAAACAAGCUCAUCAUCCCCGCUGAGAAAAUCUGGAACAGGCUUCUGGCCCUACGGACAUCUUGAGCACUGGCAGACCCUCUGAUCUGACAGACAAGUGUUAAGACUGGUGUGUUAAACACUAGAAGCAAUUUAGGGGGUCUGGAUUUUAAUUAGAGUUUGAUUGAGUCCUCUAAUUCACAAUGAAGGCCCUGCCAGGCAAAUGAAUGUACUGUAGUAAUGAUUGUUGAAACUUCCAUCAUUAUAUAUAUCAUACCAUUAUCCAUCAUAAUGAUUGAUAAUAUAAUUUUAAACAUUUUAUCAGUGUGUAACUGAUUUGGCUGGAGGUCUCCAGCAGCAGAUUUUUUUAGUCUUUAAAUUUGAUUUUCAUUACAUCAUCAUCAUUAUUUGCACAAUUUUUAAUUUUCAAACAAAAUGUCAGUAUUAAACUCAGGAUCGGGGGCAGGGCCGAGGACAGUGGUUCUCAAAGUGAGGUCCGGGGACAACCAGGGGUCCUUGGAGGGGUUCCUGGGGGUCCUCAGCAAAAAGGGGAAUAAUUUAUUUUCACUAUAAUUCAAUCUAUGAAUAACACAA